UUCCAAACAAGAAACGGAGCUACUCUCCCUAUAAAUUCGCAAUCCCUUUCUCUCUCUUCAGAUCCCAAAACCAAACAACAACCACUUGCCCAUUAAUCUCUCUCUCUCUCUCUCUCGCUCGCUCGCUCGCUCGCUCUGGAACUCAACUCUCUUCUCAAUCCGCCAUGUCUAACCAAGCUGAAUCCUCCGAUUCUAAGGGAACCAAGAGGGAUUUUAGUACUGCGAUUUUGGAGCGUAAGAAGGCACCGAAUAGGCUCGUUGUUGAUGAGGCCGUAAACGAUGACAACUCAGUUGUGUCUCUUCACCCGGAUACCAUGGAGAAGCUCCAGCUCUUUCGCGGUGACACGAUCUUGGUUAAGGGAAAGAAAAGAAGAGAUACUGUCUGCAUUGCCCUUGCAGAUGACACAUGUGAUGAACCAAAAAUUAGAAUGAAUAAGGUUGUGAGAUCGAACUUAAGGGUUAGGCUCGGGGAUGUUGUUUCUGUUCACCAAUGCCCUGAUGUUAAAUAUGGAAAGCGUGUCCACAUACUGCCAAUAGACGACACUGUUGAAGGAGUUACUGGGAAUCUCUUUGAUGCAUAUCUAAAACCUUAUUUCCUCGAAGCAUACCGCCCAGUUAGAAAGGGUGAUCUCUUCCUUGUCAGAGGAGGGAUGCGAAGCGUUGAGUUCAAAGUUAUUGAGACUGAUCCUCCUGAGUAUUGUGUAGUUGCUCCAGACACAGAAAUCUUCUGUGAGGGGGAGCCAGUUAGGAGAGAGGAUGAAGAUAGACUGGAUGAGGUUGGCUACGAUGAUGUUGGUGGUGUUAGGAAACAGAUGGCUCAGAUAAGAGAACUGGUUGAGCUCCCAUUGAGGCAUCCACAGCUUUUUAAGUCAAUCGGUGUGAAGCCACCAAAAGGAAUUCUGCUUUAUGGACCUCCCGGUUCUGGGAAGACUCUGAUUGCCCGUGCUGUUGCUAAUGAAACUGGUGCUUUCUUCUUCUGUAUCAAUGGGCCUGAGAUCAUGUCCAAAUUGGCUGGGGAGAGUGAAAGCAACCUCAGGAAAGCAUUCGAGGAAGCAGAGAAGAAUGCACCGUCCAUUAUUUUUAUUGAUGAGAUUGAUUCAAUUGCUCCCAAGAGAGAGAAGACACAUGGAGAAGUGGAAAGAAGGAUUGUCUCCCAGCUCUUAACACUCAUGGAUGGACUGAAAUCUCGUGCGCAUGUUAUUGUUAUUGGGGCCACAAAUCGGCCCAACAGUAUUGACCCAGCUCUCAGAAGGUUUGGCAGGUUUGAUAGGGAAAUAGAUAUUGGUGUUCCUGAUGAAAUUGGACGUCUUGAAGUUCUUCGAAUUCAUACAAAGAACAUGAAGCUUGCCGAAGAUGUGGAUUUGGAAAGAAUUUCUAAAGAUACACAUGGCUAUGUUGGUGCUGAUCUUGCUGCUUUAUGUACCGAGGCUGCUCUUCAAUGCAUCAGGGAGAAGAUGGAUGUCAUUGACUUAGAAGAUGAGUCAAUAGAUGCCGAGGUGCUCAAUUCUAUGGCAGUGACAAAUGAACACUUUCAGGCUGCUCUUGGAACAAGCAAUCCUUCUGCCCUGCGUGAAACUGUUGUCGAGGUACCUAAUGUCAGCUGGGAAGAUAUUGGAGGUCUUGAGAAUGUUAAAAGGGAGCUUCAGGAGACUGUCCAAUACCCAGUGGAGCAUCCUGAGAAAUUCGAGAAGUUUGGAAUGUCACCCUCAAAGGGAGUCCUCUUCUAUGGACCUCCUGGGUGUGGGAAAACACUUCUUGCUAAGGCUAUUGCCAAUGAAUGCCAGGCAAAUUUCAUAAGUGUUAAGGGUCCGGAAUUACUUACUAUGUGGUUUGGAGAAAGUGAGGCAAAUGUACGAGAAAUUUUUGAUAAGGCUCGGCAAUCUGCUCCUUGUGUCUUAUUCUUUGAUGAGCUUGACUCAAUUGCUACUCAGAGAGGAAGCAGUGUUGGAGAUGCUGGAGGUGCAGCGGACAGGGUUUUGAACCAACUUUUGACAGAAAUGGAUGGCAUGUCUGCAAAGAAAACUGUGUUCAUUAUUGGUGCAACCAACAGACCAGACAUUAUUGACCCUGCACUUCUCCGCCCAGGCCGUCUUGAUCAGUUGAUUUAUAUUCCUCUUCCUGACGAGGAAUCUCGUCAUCAAAUUUUCAAGUCCUGCUUGAGGAAAUCUCCAGUCUCCAAAGAUGUUGACCUCAGAGCUCUUGCAAAAUACACUCAAGGCUUCAGUGGUGCAGAUAUUACUGAAAUAUGUCAACGUGCAUGCAAAUAUGCCAUACGAGAGAACAUUGAGAAAGACAUUGAGAGGGAAAGGAAGAGAAGGGAUAACCCUGAGGCUAUGGAGGAAGAUGUUGAAGACGAUGUGGCGGAGAUCAAGGCAGCACAUUUUGAAGAAUCCAUGAAGUAUGCUAGGAGGAGUGUGAGUGAUGCAGACAUCCGCAAAUACCAGGCAUUUGCCCAAACAUUGCAGCAAUCAAGAGGUUUUGGAACUGAGUUCCGGUUUGCUGAGUCUGGAUCAGGAGGUGCAGCCGGAUCUGAUCCAUUUGCAGCACCGGCAGGUGGAGCUGAAGAAGAUGAUCUUUACAGUUAAAUUUCUUAAUUUGGCACAAGAUAAUAUUUCAGUUCUAUUUGUGUAUUUUUUGGGUAAAAGAUUAUAUGUACUUUUGUUGUAUGAUGAUGUGGUAAACGUCUGGAUACCAAGGAAUUGAGGUCUGGGCCACUGGAGUCCUGCUUUCUCUUUUGGAGGUUAUAAUGGAUGAACUUUAAACCUUAGAAGAUCUAAAUUUUAGUUGUCUGACAUUAUUGGAAGCUUUUCUACGAUAUGUUAUUGGAUGCUGGAUUUCAUAAUAUGUAAUUCAUAUCCCCUUCCUUCC
Carica papaya (papaya) is the source of this 2868-nucleotide messenger RNA. RefSeq names its product cell division cycle protein 48 homolog. The record is from RefSeq and is a predicted model, not a curated record. Gene Ontology annotation, molecular function: polyubiquitin modification-dependent protein binding; ATP hydrolysis activity; ATP binding. Gene Ontology annotation, cellular component: cytosol; nucleus; VCP-NPL4-UFD1 AAA ATPase complex. Gene Ontology annotation, biological process: mitotic spindle disassembly; retrograde protein transport, ER to cytosol; autophagosome maturation. NCBI's taxonomy places the organism in Eukaryota, Viridiplantae, Streptophyta, Magnoliopsida, Brassicales, Caricaceae.